Messenger RNA from Elgaria multicarinata webbii, 663 nucleotides. RefSeq names its product LHFPL tetraspan subfamily member 5 (gene LHFPL5). Gene Ontology annotation, cellular component: plasma membrane. NCBI's taxonomy places the organism in Eukaryota, Metazoa, Chordata, Lepidosauria, Squamata, Anguidae. The record is from RefSeq and is a predicted model, not a curated record. Bases 1 to 663 code for a protein of 220 amino acids. Gene Ontology annotation, biological process: sensory perception of sound; detection of mechanical stimulus involved in sensory perception. The transcript has 3 exons.
AUGGCGAAGAUGCUGCCAGCGCAGGAGGCAGCAAAAAUCUACCACACCAACUACGUGAGGAAUGCCCGGGCCAUGGGAGUCCUGUGGGCCCUCUUCACUCUCUGCUUUGCCGUGAUCAUGGUGGUGACUUUUAUCCAGCCCUAUUGGAUCGGGGACAGUAUCGACACACCCCAGGCUGGCUACUUUGGCCUUUACUCCUAUUGCAUUGGCAAUGCCCUUACAGGUGAACUCAUCUGCAAGGGCAGCCCACUGGACUUUGGCACUAUCCCCUCGAGUGCCUUCAAAACAGCCAUGUUUUUUGUGGGCAUCUCUACCUUCCUCAUCAUUGGCUGCAUCCUCUGCUUCAGCCUCUUCUUCUUCUGCAAUGCAGCCACUGUCUACAAGGUGUGCGCUUGGAUGCAGCUGGCAGCAUGUGCAGGCUUGUCAAUAGGCUGCCUGCUUUACCCUGAUGGCUGGGACUCCCCGGAGGUGAAACGCAUGUGUGGAGAGAAAACUGACAAAUACACCCUGGGUGUGUGCACGGUGCGCUGGGCCUACAUCCUUUGCAUCAUUGGGAUCCUCGACGCCCUCAUCCUCUCCUUCUUGGCAUUUGUGCUUGGCAACCGGCAAGACAAUCUCCUUCCGUCAGACUUCCAAGUGGACAAUAAAGAAGGGAAUGAAUGA